AUGUAGAUUAGAUGUACAUAAGCUGAUCAUCAAAAUCAAUAAAUAACAGGGUUUUGCAUAGAGAGUACAUGCCCAAAUUAGAGACCUUAUUGUAAUUUUUGCUUGCCUCACCAUGGUCAACAUCUCAAUAAGUUAACAUCUUAGGAACUUUUAUAUGGUUGGAUUAAUGAAAGGAUCCUUAUGGUUUAGAAUAUUUAUAAGAAUGUUUUAGAAUGUAAAAUUUCCCUUGAUGGUCUUAUACAUUAGUUCCUUCAUUAUAAUGAUUUUAAUAUUGAAUAAUUCCCAGAAUUAGGAUUAACACAGAUUGAUUAAUUAAUAAAAGGUCUAUGUUAAAUAGGAGAUUGCGAAGAUAAGUUUAAGUAACUUAAAUAAUCAAUCGAAUAAUCGAAAUCGAUUAUAAAUGAAAUACUUAAGAAUAUAAAGAGUCAACCAAAUAUAAAGUAAAAUGAUAAUUUAUAGAUUCCAAACUAUAGUAUAGAAUAAUCGAAGCAAAGAAUUAUAUUUAAAUCAAAUCCAUUCAUUUUUGACCUUAUGAAUUAAUAUUCUAUUAAGUAAAAUGAAUGGUGUUUUGCUAUUGCUUUUAAUAAAGAUUACUCAAUCUUAGUAGCUGGAUGUAACAAGGAUAUUAAAGUGUUUCAACAUUUAUAGGGGGAACUGAAUUAAAUAUAAUUCUUAAGUGAGCAUAAAAAUUAUGUAAAUACAUUAAAUUUCAUGAAAAAUUCAAAUAAUUUUGUUUCUGGAAGUGAUGAUAGUUCAAUUAUAAUAUGGUAGAUGAUAGGAAAUAAUUAAUGGUAUUGUUCAUAAAAAUUGAAUGGACAUACAAAUUAUCUAUUAUGUUUAUUGGUGAACAAUAAUGAUGAUCUAAUUAUCUCAGGUAAUUAUGAUAAUACAAUAAAAUUUUGGACGAAAUAGGUAUAAUGGUUGUGUUCUUAAACCAUAAGUGAUCAUACUAGUGGUGUAUGUUCCUUAAGCUUUAAUGAACAAUAAAAUAAAUUGAUAUCUUGUUCACAUGAUUCAUAAAUAUUAAUUAUAGAAUAGUAAAAAAUGGAUAAAAAAUGGAUUGUUACAUAAAAGAUAAAAUCAGAUUAAUAUGGAAUAAGAUUAUGUUUUAUUAAUGAUAAUUAAUUUACAUUCUAACCCUUUUGUAAAGAAUAAAUGCAUAUAUAUGAAAUGGAUAGUAAUACGAAAUAAUAUGCAAAGACAAAGGAAAUUGCUGUAAAGUGUGGUUCAAGUGAUGAUUGUUGCUUUUUUCCAUAAUAAUAUAUAAAGUCAAAAUGCAUUCUUGUGAAUAAGAAUGGCAAUAAUGUUAAUUUAAUAAGUAGGAAAGAAAAUGGUGACUAUAUCAUUUAAUAAUCUAUUGAAUUUGGUACUUAUGGUAUUUUUGGAUAAUUGAGUGAUGACGGAGAGUAUCUGAUCAUUUGGAAUUAUUAAUCGAGGGAAAUAUAAAUAAGAAAUUUAAGAGAAUUAUGA
Paramecium primaurelia is the source of this 1470-nucleotide messenger RNA. NCBI's taxonomy places the organism in Eukaryota, Ciliophora, Oligohymenophorea, Peniculida, Parameciidae. The record is from the annotation of a GenBank genome assembly.